AUCAGAAAGUCCGAAUUCAGAAACUCUUUUAAACUUUCACAUUGAGCACGGAGGCCAAGAUGCAACAACCUGAGGGAGGUGUGAAGCAUCCAUCCGGCCCGGCUAAUGUCACCAUCACCGUCCAGGACACUGUCUCCAAGACUCCUGGGGGAGAAUGACACACAUCUGAUGAAGCAACUGGAAGAUAUGAAAGAUGACUUACAGAAAGAGUUGGCAGCUCUGAUGGACUAUUAUGACAAAGACGUGGAAGGCACAGAAGAAAAGUACAAUAAGGAGCUGGAAGAACAGAAGGCCACCAAUAGAAGGGAACUGCACAAACAAGAAGCCAAAUUUUUGAAAAUGUUGGAAGAACAGAAAGCCAGCAGCAAAAGACAACAGGAGGAACAAGAGGGCAAAUUCCUCAGACAGCUGGAAGAACAGAAGGCCGCAUAUGAAAAGGAGAAAACAUCCAGGAGACAGAGUCCUUGGGUUUAUGCUUUUGUUGGGCUCUGUGCUGCUGCAGGGUUCCUUUCAGCUAAAUGUCUCACAAAAUAACAAAGACUGCAGUGA
This is a messenger RNA of Thalassophryne amazonica, 549 nucleotides long. Its product is annotated as cytosolic-abundant heat soluble protein 2-like. Bases 106 to 534 code for a protein of 142 amino acids. The record is from RefSeq and is a predicted model, not a curated record. The transcript is spliced from 2 exons. NCBI's taxonomy places the organism in Eukaryota, Metazoa, Chordata, Actinopteri, Batrachoidiformes, Batrachoididae.